Molecule: messenger RNA, 5460 nt
Organism: Aplosporella prunicola CBS 121167
Lineage: Eukaryota; Fungi; Ascomycota; Dothideomycetes; Botryosphaeriales; Aplosporellaceae
Exons: 6
Coding region: 1-5460 (1819 amino acids)
Cellular component (GO): nucleus; site of double-strand break
Source: RefSeq, a predicted model, not a curated record
AUGACCGCGCCCGACGGCUCCCCGAAAACGCCCAAACCACCACCGUCGCCGGAAAAGAACGCGAACCCGGCCGCCAAGUCGGGCCUCGUCCUGGGCAAGGGCCCGGCCCCGAUCAACAAUGCCAAGAUAAAGGACCGCAUCGCCAAGUGGCAGGCAGCCGGCGGCGGCACCGUCGUCGUCAACGACCCGCUGGCCGGCGACGCGGGCGACGCCGGUAGCAAGAGCCCCAAGCCCAAGCCCACCGCGGAUAAGUCGGAGGACAAGGAGGCGGCCAAGGCGAAGGCCGACGCGGCCCAGCAGCCCUCGUCACCGCAUAAGCCCAAGGCAAACGAUCUCGACGAGGACGUCCUUGACGCCGUCAAGCCUAAGAAACGCGUCGUCAGUGACAGUCACUGGCGCAAGAAUAAAAACCCGCCGAAGGAAAAUCAAAAGCCCAACGCCUGGGUCCGUCCGAAGAAAGUUGUCCCGCCGAAACCGGCGGAGGAGGCGGAAAAACCGGAGUGUCGGCCGAAGAGUCCCCCAAAGAGCCCUCCUAAGAGCCCUCCGAAGAGCCCGUCAAAGAAAAAGGAGUCGCCAAAGCUUUUGCCCAAGCCGGUUUAUGGACCCGGCGGCAACAGAGUUCAGGCGGUGAGGAGGCGGAGAAAAUCUUCAAAUUCGAAGAGUAGCGAGGAGGAACCGGUAAAGGAGCCGGAAAAGCCGGAAAAGCCUCGCGAGCACAUCAGGGCGAAGUCAGCAAGUCGUAGUGUUCUUUCGGAGGAUGAGCUUCGCCGGAGAAGGAAAUCAAGGCGCAGUACUCUGGUGGGAAAGCCUAAGGAGAUACCUACCAGUCCACCCUCUGCGGAUACACCAGUCACGGAGCGGAGAAGAAGCCGCAGGUCCAGGCGCUCUUCAUCGGAACAGGAGGACAAAGCACCGCCGGUCAAGUCACCACCGGCCAAGUCGACGCCGGCCACACCUGAGACUCGUCCCGUCAGCAGCGUAGAGGCAUGGCUUUCUGGCACUCCGGAUCCGUUCGCUGAAGCAAGCCAGCCGGCAAGACGCCCCUCAUCAAGCAGUGAUGGCUCGGUUGUUGUUCCAGAGAUCAAGGAGCCUAAGAAAUCCGAUAGUGAAGGCUCUCCUCGUCGCGGCAGUAGGCGAAGGAGACGCAGGCGAAGCCGUGAGAGCCCUGAUGGGUCCGCAAUAUCCGACGACAGGCAGGCACGACAACGCUCAAAGACCCCUGUGAACAAUGAUGAGAAUGUGGUUACUGUUGAGUAUGAAAAGUCUAACGUUUCGGCAUCGUCGUUACCACCAGCAUCGCCAGCAUCGCCAGCAUCGCCGGGGUCGCCGGGGUCGCCAGCUCUCAAGCGGAGGGGAGCCAGACGUGCCAAGUCGCUGUCGCCCACUAAGCGGACGCCGAUGUCUCCGCAGCCUGAAACGAUCCACGAGGAUGAUGUGCUGUCAUCUGUUGCUUCUUCCGUCGACACUUCCACUAUCCACGACCCUGAGCCCGUCAGCCGCCCUCGCCGUCCGUUCCCCUCUACCGGCAAGCAGCUGUCGACGAUCGCUUCCGUCACGGACCGCGACUCGAGGAUCACCAGUGGAUCGCGGAUUCCGUCUCAAGAAUCGGAGUGGACGAUUUCGCCUGAUGACGCUCUUGAGGCAGCCCCUUCAGAGACAGGCGAUAGGGACAACGAUGCGGAGUCCAUUGUGACGGCUAAAGGACGGAACAACAGCAUUAGAAGGACCGGAAGUAACAACGUCAAAAGGACUGAAAGUUCGAGAAGAAGACUUGCGUCGCAUUCGGACCUCAUGUCCGUCCUCUCUAUGCCGGAGCGGAUGGCUAGCAAGAGUAAGAGUAUCGUUUCUGCCCGCAGCAUCCGCACGAACCGGAGCAGACUCGAGACAGCGACGGUUGGAGAUCUCAUGGAGGAACUUAAGUCGGACGAGAUCAAGUAUAUGCGCGAGUUGCGCACACUCGUUGAUGGCGUCAUUCCGGUUCUGCUGACCUGUGUGUUGUCGAAAUCCGAGUCGGCAGUGGCUGCUGGAUUGUUCAGCAAAGCCGGAUCGAAGGAUGACCCCAAGAUCACGAAACCGAUCGUGGAUAUGGGAAUCGCUUUGGAAAGAUUGAAGUCACUGCACAGACGCAUUCCACUGGACGAUCCAGAAGCACUCUUUUCGUGGGCCCACAGUGCCCAGAGAGUGUACCAGGAUUAUGUUAAGUCAUGGAGGCUUGGAUUCCAGGACGUCGUGGUGAAUCUUGCGCCCGCUAGCGACAAAGACGAUGAGGACGAGCAAACCGCAAACGGACCUCGAGAUGCAUCUUUGGAUGAGGGCUUGCCUCGGAAUGAAGAAGGCUACGUGGUGAACGGCGAUGGCGAAAGAGUUGACGUGGCAUUCCUUCUCAAGCGGCCACUCGUUCGUCUGAAGUACCUAGCCAAGACUUUUAGAGGCAUCAACAUCCUCAAUCCGUCCGAUCGGGCCAGCGAUGUUGCCACAAGGUACCAGGCCCUUGUCAGUGAUGCCCGCAGACGUUCCAACGAGGAAAGAGCCCGGAUCGAGGACGAGGCAGCCUCCAACAUCGAUGCGACUAGGGCUAGAGACCCACGUAGCUUGGCACCUUUGGCUGGCGUCGUCAUCGACAACACAAGAUGCGUCCGCGCCAGAGAUUACUUCGACAUGCGUAUUCUUCACUCUAGCGGGCAAGAAGUCGACUGUAGAGUCGAGCUGUUGAUGCGCGAUGACGCACCCGGCCGAGGCAACGGCGGCGACCUUCUCCUUUGCGAAGUUGACAACACUGGGCGCUGGCUUUUCUUCCCACCUAUCCAGCACAGCCGCCUGUCGGCCCGCAACGGCGACCAGAAAGGCGAGGUUGUUGUCAUGAUUCGUGGCUUCACGUCCAACGGAAAUGAAUGGCGCGAGCUCUUGACGCUCCGUAUCGACGAUGAAGAGGCUGGUUUUGAGUGGGUUCACAUGCUUGGGCUCACGCCUGUUCCGCACAAGGUCCAACGCACGCAAAGUUUCUUGGGCAAAGCACACAGACCGUCGAGCAGUCAGGAUUCUUCGCUGCUCUCUGUGCAGACUGGGUCCACGCCGCCGCUCAAGAGCAGAACGCCGAGCCCGCGUGAGAUUGAGGUACCAAUCGGCGAGCAGGCAAACGACCCGACGAGCAGCGUUGACAUCGACCGCAGCGAGACGGUCAAGAGGUAUCCGAGACGCAAAACAAUGUCGGCCAUUCCGCCACCGGACCUGUCAGAGGACUGGGCGAGGAAGCGCCACUCGAUUGAUGUGCCCAACUUACAGACGAACGUCCCUAUUACGGAUGCCUUGGCAGUGGAGGAGGCCGGUGGCUCGCCUACCAAGCUCAAGCGCUCCAAGGCCAAGAGAUACACGCGCGAUGAUCCCCGUGCGAAGCGCGGAUCGAAGGAAAUAGAUCGCGACCAGUAUUCUGAAUCGAUGUCGCGGCCUUCACUCCAGUCGGAGCAGUCGUAUGCGACGACUUCCUCUGCUUACUCCCAGGGGACGUACUCGAGCGAGUCGACGGACCUCAGCGACUACUCAGACGAGGAUUACUCUGAACUCCAUCGCAGACCCUCGCGGCCGUCGCCUCAUAGGCGCACGUCAUCGGUGCCCACGUUGGAUAUGCCCAUCAUCCCGCGUUUGCGACAGUCAAGCCGGCCGGAUAGCCUUACCGACGAGGAGAUGGACUACGAGCCACAACAGCAUGUCCCAUCAAAGUUGCAACAGAAGCGCCGCGCCAGCGAUAUCAUAAUUGAAACGCCGGACGACAUGGAGGAUGAAAGGAAUGAGGAGGCGCCGCCUGCGCCUCCGCCACACCGUGUCGUGAGCCCGAAUAGCUCGGGGAACCCGGUGAGUCUCGGAGACUCGCCGAUUCCGAAACUGUCGCCUACAACGGGUAAUCUGUCGCCUACCUCGGCCCAAUACAAAAGUCACAGACGCACGUCUUCGCCGCUGAAGCACGAGUGGCGGCCUUCGACGUGUAGCGAGUCUUCUGGUGGAAGCGAUCUUUCUGCUUCGGAUUACACGGAAACCGAAGGUUCCAUCUAUUCCCAGUCAAGCGAUGACGAUCUGGAGGAUGACGAGACAACUACCCAAAUGGAGCCUUCUCUACUGGAGCCUUCGAUUGACGAUGAUGCUGACCAUUUCCCCAUGCGCGAACCUCCAGAUUCGUUGUACUCUCCCCCUGAUGAUACCCUGAGCCCCUCGCAGUCGGCUUCCCAGGCUCCGUUCAGAAGGGUGCCGUCAGGGAACGGUAAAGCAGAAAAGACCGUUGCGAUGCUUUACUCGUGGGCUGACCGUGGCCACUGGGAGACGCUGCAUCCAGAUGAAUGCAGCAUUGUCAUUUCGCCUGGCCUGAUUGAGGCUUUUGAGAUGUCCCCCUCGCACAGCGAUCCCGGUCGCCCUGAUGAGCAACCGCUCGUCGCCCUCGAGCUCACUCCACUAGUUCCCCUUCGCCGCGGCACGGCGCUCGACAUCUCGAUCCGCUCGCCUCCUACUUCAGAGUCGAAGAUCACGUCAGGCACAAACGUCAUGUUCCGCAGCCGCUCGUCGGAGGAGUGCGAGGCGCUCUACGCCCUCAUCAACAACGCGCGCAUCAACAACCCAACCUACAUCGCGCUGCAGCGAGCACGCGGGCCGCAGGGCGGGUCCAGCUGGGCCGAAGUCAUGGACCGGCGCAACGAGGCGCGCACGGCGCCAAGCGCCAACGGGGCCAACGGGAGCUGGUGGGGCUCGCUGGGACGGCGCAACAGCUACCGGGCGAGCAGCACGCGCAACAUGAGCACAUCGGCAGGCACGUCGAGCAGUGUGGGAACGAUGGCCAGUGCCUUCUCAGCGCUGAAGCGGUUCAGCGCGGGCGGCAGCAACAAGCUGUUCAACGUGGGCAAGAGCAGCCUUGGAUCGCACGACUACGACAGCCGCAGCCACAGCACGGACUCGCUGCACGGGGAGGCGGAGGCGUCGCCGGACGCGUUCACGCCCGCGACGCAGAAGGAGCUGGACGCGGCGGCGGCGAGCAUCGCAAACACGAAGAUCCGCCUGUACGCGCGCGAGUCGCAGACCAAGUGGCGCGACAUGGGCUCGGCGCGGCUGAGCAUCAUGCACCCGAGCCGGCCGGCGACGCCGUCGUCGAGCGGUGGCGGGGUGCGGCAGGGCGGCCAAGGCAGUCCCGGGUCCGGCAGCACGGACCCGGAAUGCCAGAAGCGCAUUGUGGUGCUGGGCAAGACGAAGGGCGAGACGCUGCUGGACGUGACGUUGAGCGAGAGCUGCUUUGAGCGGGUGGCGCGCACGGGCAUUGCGGUGAGCGUGUGGGAGGAUGCGGUGGGCACGAAUGGCGAGGUUGGUGGGGUGCCCGCUGUGGGGGGCGUGGGGGGCACGAGGGCCAAGGUUUAUAUGAUUCAGAUGAAAACGGAGCGCGAUUGCGCGUAUUGCUUCUCGUUGCUGGGGAAGCUGCGGUACUGA